AUGGAGUUCAGCGUUUCCUACAGAUCUUUGCAUUUUGCUUUCUGUAUAGGCAUCAUUUUGGGAUUACUUUUCAACGUGCAGACAACACUAAUAGAAGAAUUGUCCUUUUUGCAGGACAGACGAUUUGACAACUAUGUGCUUGAUCACGGGCUAUUGUGGGACUUCCAGUCAAUGUCUAAAUUGGCAUGCUCUGCUGGUUGCGCUAGUUUCAAAACUUGCAUUUCCUUUCAUUUCAACAAAGAAAACAGACGUUGUCGCGCGUAUGAAACGUUGAUGUUCACAACAGAAGCAGGCGUGUAUGAAAAUAACUGGAGCUAUUUCUAUCUGACAGAAGUUGGAAAGUGCCCGCCUCUGUAUGCUUAUAGCAGACAAUUUGAGUAUUGUGUGGGAUAUGAAGGUCAUUUCAAUGAUGGUGAUGGAUUGGCUAAAUGUCAAGAAAAUAAUGGACGAUAUCUACUGGUGAGAACGGCGGAGGAAAGCAGAUUUGCCAGCCUUUUAGGAUACAAUUUUGACAAACUUCCUAACUCAAGAAAUCGUCAGUUGAGAAUUCAAGGAACGUUUGACUUCACAGAUAUGACUUGGAAAGAUGACAACGGAAACACUCUCACGUUUACACAGUUUGUAACAGAAGAAUACACUCCUAUAGGUGACCACGCUCUGUACAUCACAACUGGACAUGUCAUUCCCGGUGGUAUCAACACAGCUGAAAAUGACGACCUGGAGUCACUUAUAUUGUAG
This is a messenger RNA of Ostrea edulis (European flat oyster), 738 nucleotides long. RefSeq lists its product as uncharacterized. The transcript has 4 exons. The record is from RefSeq and is a predicted model, not a curated record. Lineage: Eukaryota; Metazoa; Mollusca; Bivalvia; Ostreida; Ostreidae. Bases 1 to 738 code for a protein of 245 amino acids.